Messenger RNA from Saccostrea echinata, 3434 nucleotides. RefSeq names its product receptor-type tyrosine-protein phosphatase epsilon-like. The transcript has 27 exons. Bases 1 to 3378 code for a protein of 1125 amino acids. The record is from RefSeq and is a predicted model, not a curated record. Lineage: Eukaryota; Metazoa; Mollusca; Bivalvia; Ostreida; Ostreidae. Gene Ontology annotation, molecular function: protein tyrosine phosphatase activity. Gene Ontology annotation, biological process: protein dephosphorylation.
AUGCCUGGGGCUAGCGGUGGAGAUGUUGAUUCUAAGCCUUGUCCAGUUUCUCUUGUGUGUGACAUCUGCUUGUGGCGUUGUAAUGCGCGUAUUAUUUAUUUUAUAGGAAAUUUAGCAUUAGAGAGACCUGCUUGGCAGGCGUACAAUUUUACCGGUAAAUCUAUAGAAUGGGGUGCCUCAAAAGCGGUGGAUGGGUUUUAUGCCAAGCGUGGAGCUAAUGGAAACAAAUGCACGAUCUCGGGAAACGAACAACGUACGGCGACAUGGUGGGUGAAUCUACAGAGUGUUGUCAGCAUUAGUUAUGUCAAGAUCUACUACAGAACUGAUAAUCUUCAAAGUCCUAGCGUAUACGUUAGUCGAUUUGCAGGGUUUUUCCUAUAUGUUUCCAACACGACCGCAAAAGAAGACGGUCAUCUAUGCUUCCAUGAGAUACAGAAUAUCAGUGGUACACCUAUAGAAGAUCAGAGGAUAAACUGCUCUGUUUAUGGACAAUAUGUUAUAUACUACAACGAAAGGAAAGCUGGUGUGACGUAUCCUAAUUACUACUCUAAUUAUGCAUAUAAUGAAUUAUGUGAAUUGGAGGUCUAUGGAUGCCCUGAUUCUAGAUAUUACGGAAAAUAUUGUGACAAACUUUGUCCAAACAGUUGUCUUGGACAAAGGUGUAAUAUAUCUACAGGGAACUGCCUAGCAUGUACGCCGGGAUAUAAAGGACCUCGCUGUAGUCAGGAAUGUGAUGUUGGAAAAUAUGGCUUGAAAUGCAAAAGACUCUGUGGAUACUGUCGUGAUGGAACAUCUUGUCACCAUAUAGAAGGUACAUGUCUACAAGGAUGUUCUCCUGGAUAUAUGGGUUCCCUUUGUGACAGUGAAUGUGACAUUGGAAUGUAUGGUGCUAACUGCAGUCACACCUGUGGUCAUUGUCUGAAUGAUACACAAUGUCAUCAUGUUAACGGUACUUGUUUACAAGGAUGUUCCACUGGCUACAAAGGAUUUCCUUGUACUGAAGAAUGUGGUCUCGGAAGAUACGGAUAUAAAUGUUAUGGAACUUGCGGCCAUUGUAUCAAUGAUACAAACUGUGACCACGUCAAUGGUUCUUGUGUACAGGGGUGUUCUUCUGGAUACGUGGGAUUGCUAUGUAACACACAAUGUGAAAUGAGGAAGUGGGGUAUAAACUGUAGGAACAAUUGUAGCACAGACUGUGUCAAUCAGAAAUGUUAUCACCAUUCUGGAGAUUGUAUAACAAAUAAGCCUUUAGAACUACAAGAAGAAAGGCCUUCAGCACUUGCUAUAGCUGGUGGAGUGAUUGCCGCCAUUUUUGUACUCCUAAUUAUUGUAGUUUCCAUCAUCUUGCGCAGGAGAACACAGACAUUGAAAGCCAGUAAUGCAGACAAAAGAACGAUGAGUGCAGAAACAAACCUAUCUGAUAUUAAUACACCCUCAAAAACAGUAAACGAAGGUUUAAGAAAUAUUUAUGAGAAUAUGGAGGGAACGUCAUAUUUCAAGGAGAAGAAGGACUCUAACGUUAUUUCCAAUAAGCACAGCAAAGAACCGAAAACAAGAAACAAUGAGCGCGACGAUGACAUUGAUAAUGAUGAGAAAUUACAUGACGAAAAUCCAUACGGAGAUUUCUAUAUAAAUGAAAAAACUAUCCCAGAUAUAAAUAUCGAAGAUUUAGAAAGUACUAUUAAGGAAAAACGAAAAAAUGAAGAUGAUGGCUUCAAAAGAGAGUAUGCGGCCAUGCCUUAUGGUGAGAAGUACCCUUGCGACGCUGGAAAACAACCAGAAAAUGUACCAAAGAACAGAUUCAAGACAACAUUUCCAUACGAUCAUUCCAGAGUCAAACUGUCCAACAGCCAGUCAGACUACAUUAAUGCCAAUUUUAUUGAGGGUACAAAAAAGCCAGAUGAAUAUAUUGCAGCACAAGGACCUCGUCAAAACACACUGACAGAUUUCUGGUCCAUGAUUUGGCAGGAGAAUGUUGCGCAAAUAGUUAUGCUUACCAACCUCAAAGAAGGGAACAAAAUAAAAUGCACCAAGUACUGGUCAGAUUUGAAUCAAUCUAAUGCCUUUGGUUUGAUAUCACUAUGCACGGAAGAAGAGCAAAGCUAUGCCAGUUAUAAAAUCAGGAAAUUUAGGGUAACCUACAAAGGGCAUCAGCUAAAAAAAUCUCGCCUGGUAACGCAGUAUCACUACACAGCCUGGCCGGAUCACGGGACUCCGGAACCGCUCUGUCUUGUAGUUUUCCAUGACCAGGUAACAAGGACAAAAGAUAACCAAAAUGGUGGCCCAACAUUAGUACACUGCAGUGCUGGUAUCGGACGUACAGGGACAUAUAUCGCUAUUGACGCUUUAUAUAAGGAAGGCAAAACAGAGAGGAAAGUCAACAUUGCGGAAUACGUCAAGAAAAUGAGGGAAAAUAGAAUGAACAUGGUCCAGACUUAUGAGCAGUAUAUUACUAUAUUUCUGGCACUUGACGCUAUGUUCAAAUCUCCAACCUGUGUACAAACCAAACUUGAAUUCUUAAGGAAAGCAGAGUUAAUGACACGUGAUAAACCAGCCAAUGAAAGUGAACUAAGAAAGGAGUUCCAGAAUCUACUAAGAGUUCGACCGUCAUACACAGAAGCCGACUAUAAGCUGGCGUUACAGAGCGGGGAAAGUAUAUCUUCUGUUCUUCCACUUGACAAGUACAGCCUUUUUCUGUCUUCAAAUAUACCAAAGCGACGCAAUUACAUCAAUGCGGUUUCACUACCUUCUUACACCAAGAACAAUGGAUUUAUAAUAACUCAUUAUCCGUCACCAGAGGACGCUGUGGACUUCCUGCGCCUGCUCACUGACCAUGCGUCAGAAACGGUGAUUUGUAUGGAUCCUUUGAGAGAGGUUGAGUCAACACAGAAAUGGUUGCCAUCUACCAACAAUUCAAAAGCUUUAUCCUUCUUUACUGUACACUGCGAGCAAGAGAAAGUCACUGAAAUGAAAUGCACCAUAAUCAACAUCAUUCAGAAUGGAGAAAAUAACGAGAGUUGUUUGGUAUCGGUUAUAGAGCCAAAGGAAAACUUUCAAACAACAGAUCGUUCCCAGGUGACAGCGCAGAUGUUACGUUUGGUUUCAUUUGUUCUUCAGAGUGAAACAGAAGGCCCUAUAACGAUAGUCAGCAGUGAUGGCGCUGCCCUUUGUGGAGUGUUCUGUGCUGUAUAUAAUGUGAUACAACAGUUGUCUAUGGACGGAGAGGUGGAUAUUUUCUCUACUGUCCGUAUGUUACAGAUACAUCGACCAGAACUGUGCUCCACCGUGGAGGAGUACAGAAUGGUUUACGAUGUCGUGUUGGAUUACAUUCGGGCACAAGAGGACUCAUCUGAGGAAAAUAUUUACUGCAACCAAUAAUGGCAGUCUGUAAAGAAAGUGUUAAUUACUUUAAGUCUGAUUUUUAAGUACAGUGU